Molecule: messenger RNA, 4611 nt
Organism: Cyclospora cayetanensis
Lineage: Eukaryota; Apicomplexa; Conoidasida; Eucoccidiorida; Eimeriidae
Exons: 11
Coding region: 1-4611 (1536 amino acids)
Biological process (GO): proteolysis
Molecular function (GO): metalloexopeptidase activity
Source: RefSeq, a predicted model, not a curated record
AUGGAUCUAGCUAAAGAAUCACGCACGCUGACAGAAAGCCCCCCCAAAGCCCCGAGAAGGUUUCAGACAUAUUUCCCGCUUUUUUUGAGUGCAGCGGUGUUGCUGCUCUCUGUGUUUCUCGCGGGUCAGCACCAUUUCUCCCUUCCACGUCCGUCCCCCCCCGAAUCUCCCCCAGAUGCAUUCAGCGAAGGUCGUGCGCGCUUGCUCCUGCAGGCAGCGAAUCGCAGCGUGCGCACGGUAGGCAGCUGUGACAACGAAGUCUCAGCGCCUUUGUUGCUGCACGCCGCUGUGCUCCACCAGAUCCUCAUGUUAUCACCCUCCCCUUCCACCGCGACAAGCGGAGCCGCAUCAGGGCUGGCAACGGGCGUGGGAUCAGAGAUGCAGGCCGCCAUUGCACGCUUGCGCUACGUGGUGCUCGUGACACAUCACCUGCGGCGCGAAGCGGCCACUGAUGCAUCACCAACCCCUGCAGCAGGAGCAGCUGCUGAUGCUGAUGAGGACGACCCUGCAAAGCCUCACCGCGUAAGGCCCUCCGGCCAGCUGACCGACUUAGAAACCUGCCUCUGUGGUGCAGAGCACCAGCAGCUGCUGCUCCUGCAGCAAAAGCAGCACCACUCGAAGGCAGCAGCGGCAGCUGCAGCCAUGAGCUUGCACGAAAUCCUGCUGAAGCAGGCACAGCAACAGGAUCUUCCCCCCCCCUGCAUGACGCACGCGCUGCAGGCGAAGUGUGCGGCAGUUCUGUCGCGCUCAGGGGUCCACGACUUUUUCUCGCCCUCCGGAGGCGCAGCCGCUGCCGCAGCGUUUGCUAUUGGACGCGCAACAGAAGCACCAGCAGAAGAACUGCCGUGUCUGGACAGCCCGCGCCUGGUAGAUCCCGAUCUCCCCGAUUUCCUUCCGGGCACCCUCAUUCCCAAGUUUCAGUGCAUCAGCGUCACAAGGCACAUCUUAGCACCCCCCUCUACCGUUUCUGCCCUUAUAGGACUCUUCUUGCGCGAAAGGCAGCAGAAAGCGGAGGAGCAGCAGCACGAGGGAACUGGCCGUUCUUUCGAGGCCGCCCUGGAUGAAGCAGCGCUCAUAGGCUCCCACCAGUUGCUAAUGUAUCUGGAAGACAUCUCAAAAAGCGAAAGAGACAGCCAUGUUGCCGCGGCAGCCGCAGCGGCUACAACGGCUGCAGCGGCGGGAGUGCCCGUGCUGGAAUAUCUCAGCAAAAACCACCUUUUGUCAGCAGAUGUCAGCCUCUGGGGAGGCGCUGCUGGAGGCUUCACGCUCACCUACGCGGGAAGCAGUCGCACGGCCCUGUAUGAGGGUCCAAAAAACAUCACAGUGGAUUUCAGGCCAGUCGGUUCAAGGCAGUCCAUGCAUGCCAAUUCACAAGGCACCAAGCAAACAUCAGGGCAGGCGCUGAUGCUCGCAGCGCAUUAUGACUCGGCUCCGUCCUCACCCGGCAUAAGCGAUGACCUCGGCAUGUGUGCAGUGGCUCUUGAGGUGGCACGGGCCGCGGUGUACAGACACCUCCGCGCCGCCCAUGCACUGCAGCUGCGGCAUUGGGGGUUUUCGCACCACGCUGAAGAAGGGCUGGAAGACGCGCUGCUUCAGUCACCUCUAAUUCUUAAUCUCAAUGGUGCUGAGGAGGUCAUUCUGUUGGCGGCGCAUGCAUUCGCCACGCAGCACCCCCUGGCCCGUCAGGUUUCUCUUGCGGUUAACUUAGAGGCGGCGGGAUCUCGAGGGAAAUCCUUCGUCUUGCAGAUGCCACCACGCCUGUCUGCAGAGACUCUCCAGGCCGUCGGUAACCUCCCCGCCCCUCAUGUCUGCUGCAUUGCCGCAGACGUCUGGAAUUCUGGGCAGUUUCCCGGAGAGACCGACUUCCGAAUAUGGUCCGAAGUGCUGCAAGUGCCGGGAGGUCUUGAUUUGGCAUGGAUCGGAGGGGGAGCCAGUUACCACACGACCAGAGAUACUCUGGAAAGCAUGCAGCCUGGAUCGCUUCAGCACACUGGCGAGAUGAUCCUCGCCUUGUUGCACCCUCUGCUGCGUAUAGCGGCUAAGGCGCGCAGUGGCUUGGCGGCAGCAAGCGAUGCACGCCACCAGGCAGCCCCUCGCGUCCCCUUCUAUCAGGACGUCUUGGGCAGACAGCUACUCGUAAUCCCUUGGGAAGCCUUUGUACCGCUGGCGGCCCUUGCGCUGCUGCUGCUGCUGCUAUGUGCCUUCCUGCAACGCAGCGUCUUGGGGGUCCAAACGUCUGCACCGCUCAUAAUGCUUGGGAGCUUGACGUUUGGAUGCAGCUGUCUUGCUGCAUUGUGUGCUGCCUGCUGCGGCUCGGCGCUCGGUGCCCUGCUGCUGCAGCUGUACGGCCUCCUUUAUGUACACUGGCCGCCUACAGCCGCUUGCCGAUGCCUCCUAGGGUUUGCUGCAUUUCUUUGGUGCUGGAACAGGACCUUCUUCCGCAAGCUGAGAAGCCGCUUUUCGUUUGAUCGACAGCCCCUUCUAUGUGCCCAUGCAGCGCGGGAGGUGCCCCUCGUAACACUCCUGACUCUCUCAGUUGCCGCUUACAGUAUACAACUCUUUGUUUCGUUUUACGUGCUCCUGUUGGUCUUGGGUCUGCUGGUGCCUCGAGUCGCCCUCCUGCUCUUUUGGUAUAUUUACCCAGCCAACCAGAACAACGAAAACAGCUCUCAUAGAGUAACCCUCAAGAGGGGCUGCUUGUUGCUGGCAGUUGACGCAGUCGGCGCCGCUGUCCCGUCUACCCUCCUCUUUCAGGCCUAUCUAGCGCUUCUGGAUGGCCUCAGCGGGCCGGCUGGACGCAGUGGCGAGUCUUUACUUUUCGCGGACGUGCUCCUAAUUUUAGGAGUGCUGUUGCCUGUGUGGCUAUUGCUGCCAGCCGUCCUAUGUCCUCCGCUCUUUCACGCGAGCCACGCAGAAGCGCGGCGGCGAAACUCGGAUCCAUCGUCGGCUCGGCUUGCUCAGGGGCUCCAGCGGGAAAUGCGCGUCACUAGGAAACUCUGGAUGCUGGCAGCUGCUGUGGCGGCUGCUGGAGUGUCCUUCGCUGUCUCUGUUUUCUUGCUCGAGGCGCCUGCUGUCCCUCUACCACUGCACUUCGGACGGACGGAGAGCUCUCCGUCGGUCCCGCCCUACAGUGGAGAGGUUUCCAUCGGCAUUCAGGAUCCACACGGCACUGCCUCGGCACUGCCUCCUCAGCAAAGGCUGCUGCAGCCGUUCAGCUUAUUCGGCGCUCGUGCCCGAUCUCUCCUUGGCUUGCUUCCGGAGAGCCUCCAGCGGCUCCUUCUACCUUCCCCCUCCUUCCCUUUCUCCCCUGAGCGGCCGCUGCAGCUGCACUUUGUUGCGUUCCGGCAGUCGAAAGUCACAGCUGUCGCGCUCCUGCAGCAGAGCAGCAGCCCUCCCGGGACUGCAGCGCAGGUCGUGAAGGACAGCAGCACCUUAUCUACGGGCACUGCAGAAGAAUCACCGGUAGUAGAACCAACCACAGAAGCAAGCCAGUCACAGUUUCCUCCAGAGGUGCAACCCCUAACAACGACCAAUCAUACGGAAAAGCUCGUGCGGUCCUCAACCCAAGGCGUGGCGGUCUUAGGCUUAGGCCCCCAAGUCUUUUGGAAUCCGGCAGCAGCAGACACGGACCUUGUCCUCUCUGCCAUCCGUGCUGCAGUAGAAGCAGCGGAAGCGACAGCAGCUCAGCCAGCAAGCGCGGGGGAUGCAGACAAAGGCUUUCGGCCCGCGCAUGCAGCCUCAUCCCAACAUGAAUCCGAUACUGCCAGUCGUGGAGAUGUAUGCACCAGCCAAAGCUCCAUACUUCCCAACGCCGAGCAAACGAAUGCCCUUUCCUUGGCUGCAGAAAGCCUGCCUGCAUUUUACGUGAAGGAAGAACCACCGAGGCAGGACGCACCUCUGGCCCUCCCACACCUCUUUCGCAUGAGUACACAUCGCACUCACUGGAGUGUCUAUACGAAUGCGCAGGAAUUUCUUCCACCGCCUGCUCCUCUGGGUAAUGAAGGAGCUCCUCACGUGUACAGUCCGGGCAUCCGAGGCCAAGUGGCAAUACACUACAAUGACGCGCAAGAUGAGACGCGCCUCACGCUGCUCAUCGGGGGGUCCUCCUUGUUGACUCUUGCCCUCCCGGCGGACAAGGUGGUUCGGUGGAAUUUGCAAAACCAGGCGCCUCUGCAGAAACUCAAAAAGUGCGAAUGUUAUGUCGUAACCAUCACAUCACCCUUCCCACCGGUGCAGACAAAACUCGAGUUCUUCUUCAAGGGAAACGAACCCGUGCGUUUCACAACGCGCUCUGCUGUGUUUGAUGCCGUCACCCCCAAUACUGGCUGUUUGCAGACGCCCCUCUUCAGGUCUGUGCAUUCUUACCUUCUUGGCCUACCCAUGAUAGAGCAGCCGAGGCUGCCGGCAAAGUCCGAUCUCAGCACAGCCGCCGCUGCAGCCGAGGCACGCACAGACAGCGCACCCAUGGGGGCAUCCAGUGGCUCUGGCGUCUUCUGGAAGACGCUGCUCGGUAAGCUACCGCCCCACAUUACUGCCGCGGGCAGCUAUGCAGACGCGGCUGAAUGGGUAUUGCCCGCUGCCCCCUUUUCAGCGGCUUUCGCUUUCGACUAA